Vitis vinifera (wine grape) is the source of this 1480-nucleotide messenger RNA. Its product is annotated as RNA-binding protein L. Lineage: Eukaryota; Viridiplantae; Streptophyta; Magnoliopsida; Vitales; Vitaceae. Bases 147 to 1319 code for a protein of 390 amino acids. The transcript is spliced from 9 exons. Gene Ontology annotation, molecular function: mRNA binding. The record is from RefSeq and is a predicted model, not a curated record.
CACAAUGAUAGGACCCCACUCAAUCGAGGUCCCACAGCUGAGAUGAACGGUACAGAUAAUUUAAAGAACCGAGUGUUUAAAUUCCACAACAAAAUUAAUAAAACGGAAGUGGAGAAGGUUAGGGCAGUAACACUCCCACCCCACAGAUGGACGACAUGGCUGCAUACUACCCUCCGCCUUCGGCUCAUCCGCCACCACCUUUCCCUUAUUACCAACCCCAUCCGCCGCCCCUGGGACCGCCGGCUCCACCGCCACAACAGGUGGCUCCGCCUCCCCCUCCGCCGCCUCCUCAGCAACAGCCAUUCCUUUUCCCUCACCAGCCACCACCACCCCCAUUCGCCUCUUAUGCCCCUCCUCUUUACCCGCAGACGUCGGUCGAUGAGGUCCGGACUCUGUUCAUUGCAGGGCUGCCGGAGGACGUCAAGCCUCGGGAAAUCUACAAUCUAUUUCGGGAGUUUCCAGGGUACGAGUCUUCACAUCUCCGGAGCCCCUCGCAGAAUUCUCAGCCAUUUGCUUUUGCUGUAUUCUUGGAUCAACAGUCUGCAAUUGCAGCAAUGCAUGCGCUGAAUGGGAUGGUGUUUGACCUUGAAAAGGGAUCAACCCUUUAUAUUGACCUUGCAAAAUCAAAUUCCAGAUCUAAACGCUCAAGAGCAGAUGAUGAAAGACCUGGCUUGGAUAAGAAAGUUAAAGGAUCUGCUGGAUUCUCAAGGCCUCCUGAUUCUGCAGGUGUUGGCAGCGUACACAUGCCUGGAAUGGGUAAUUCUGCUUACAGCAUGAUUGGUUAUCCAUCUACACAAAGUCAUGGAAACUUUGAUGGCAGGGCUUUAAAUGAGACUCCUGCAAAAUUGAAUAAUUCUUCAGCACCUUAUUUUCCACAAAAUGCUACACCAUGUCCGACACUUUUUGUGGCUAAUCUGGGGCCAACUUGUUCAGAGCAAGAGCUAAUUGAUAUAUUUUCAAGAUGCCCUGGAUUUUUGAAAUUGAAGAUGCAGAGCACAUAUGGAACUCCAGUUGCAUUUGUUGACUUCCAGGAUACGCCCUGUUCGACAGGAGCCCUAAAUCAUCUCCAAGGCACAGUUCUAUACUCAUCACCAGCUGGUGAAGGCAUGCGAAUAGAGUAUCCUUUUCAUGAGUUGAAUUUCCUUAUAUUUUUUUCCCAUCCAUUAAGUUCUUUCAUUUUAUCUCCCAAGAUUUUGCUUAAUGAGAAUUCAGGUAUGCUAAAUCAAGGAUGGGAUUGCGGAGAAAGCCGAAGUAAAUGCAAAAAGAACAAGCAAGGGAAGAUGACCAGACCAUGCACAUAUAUUGUAGCCUUCACCUAAGGGUAUGCUCAUUGGCCCUGGUUUUUGUACCAAGAGCUAGGCGAACUGAAUAUCAGCAGAUUAGUUAUUACUCAAUUUCCUUCUCGACAGUUCAUAACCUUUGAUAGCUUUGACGGUUGAAUAAUGCAACCCGGAAAUAAAUUCAUGCCCUUUAGCAAUUA